This is a messenger RNA of Closterium sp. NIES-65, 888 nucleotides long. The record is from the annotation of a GenBank genome assembly. Lineage: Eukaryota; Viridiplantae; Streptophyta; Zygnematophyceae; Desmidiales; Closteriaceae.
AUGCUAGGGUGGCUACACGUACACCUCGUGCUGGAUAAGGACAAGGUGGGGGAGCACGAGUCGGAGGGGCAGGUCGGUGGCUCUCCUCCUUCUGGUAGACGGGGGAGGCGUAGGCAGAGGAGGAGCGAUGGGGAGGACGAUUAUGACACCGCCGUGCCCGGGGACCUCACCACGCGGGCAAAGAGGCGGCAGACGACAAGCAGUGCUGACAACGCCGGAGGCGAGGAAGUUGGGACAAUGCGAGGCGCCAAGGAAGCUAGUGGCAAGACGCGCGGUCAAGCAUUGCGCCAGAAGGGCCGACCCGCAGCAAGAAAAACAUCCGGCGGAAAGAGAGGCAAGAAAGCAGUCACAGGGACGAGGCAGAAACGGGGCGAUGAACACCCUAGUAAUACGGAGGAGGAGGAGGAGGAUGAGGAGGAUGCGGAGGAAGAGGAGGAUAAAGAGGAUGCGGAGGAGGAUGACGUGGAUGUUGGGGAGGAUGAAAAAGAUGAGAAUGAUGGCGGGGAGGACGAAGAGGAGGAUGAGGAUAAGGAGGAGGAGGAGGAGGAAGAGGAGGAGGAUAAGGAGGAGGAGGAGGAGGAGGAGGAGGAGGAGGAGGAGGAGGAGGAGGAGGAGGAGAAGGAGGAGGAGAAACAGGGUGACGACGAGGAGGAGGAUGACGACGAGGAGGAGGCAGCAGAGGAGGAGGAGGAGGAGGAGGAGGAGGAGGAGGAGGAGGAGGAGGAGGAGGAGGAGGAGGAGGAGGAGGAGGAGGAUGUGGCGCCAGUGAAGGGACGGGGCGGGCGUGGCAGACGGGUGAGUGGUAAAGGGAAGGUGGGGGGCCGGACUCGCCCUUCCCGAAAACGCGGGGCAGUUGACGCCGUGCGCGGCGAAGCAUCGGGAAAAUAG